Molecule: messenger RNA, 1347 nt
Organism: Monoraphidium neglectum
Lineage: Eukaryota; Viridiplantae; Chlorophyta; Chlorophyceae; Sphaeropleales; Selenastraceae
Exons: 11
Coding region: 1-1347 (448 amino acids)
Source: RefSeq, a predicted model, not a curated record
AUGACAACCUUUGGCAUCAAGGACACCAUCGCCAGGGGCCUGUCCGCGGCGGCCACAGCGGGCGGCCUGGGCACCGCCAGCCUCGUGUCCAAGGAGCCCGAGGCCCUGCCCUUCUGCGCCCUGAGCUACGCCCUGGUGGGCAUCAUCUCCACCGUCCUCACCAGCAUCCCCGCGCAGCAGCAGCAGCAGCAGCAGCAGCAGCAGCAGCAGCAGCAGGCUUGGUCACAGGCCGCGCUGCCGCAGCACUUGGCAGCAGCGCUGCCGUCGGAGCCGGUGGAGCAGCUGGCUUGCGCCCAGUCGAUCAUCCACAACGCGUUUGUGCUGCAGGCGGAGCUGCAACAAGCCGAAGCAUCGCGGCUGCGCGACGCGCUCGCCGAGAGCCAGGCGGCAACCAAGUCGCUGGAGCGGCGCAACGCUGGCCUGGAGGAAGAGCUGCAGGAACAGCAGCAGCGGGCCCGGCAGGCAGUGGCAGACCAGCAGCACCUCGCAGCAGAGAAAGCCGCACUGAUAGAAACUGUGAAGCGGCUCAACAGGGAGGUCGCGCGGCUGGAGGGGUUCCGGCGGAACCUCCUGCGGCAGCUGCAGGACGACGGCGAUGACGCCUGCGGCCCGACGCCCACGUCGCUGGCCGCCGUCGACAGCACGACGGAGCGCCUCGUGCACGACGUGCUCAGCAGCUGCCACGGCUUCGGGCCGGACCAGUCGCCGCAGGCAGCCCUGGAGGGCGUCGGCGCCGCCGGAGGCAAGGGCAGCGCGGGCGCGAAGCUCUUGGGCGCGGCACCUGGGCUCGGCGGCUUGGGCAGCGGCGGCAGCGGCGCGGCUGGCGGCGGCAGCGGCGGCGGUGGUGGCGCGCUGAGCUUGGGGAGCUACGGGUCGCCCGCGCGGUCGGCCGGGGCGCAGCACGGCGGCGGCGGCGGUGGUGGCAGCGGCACGGGCUCCUUUGGGGCGGCGGCACAACGCGGUGGGCAGUUAUUUGGCAGCCCGGCGGCUUUGGGCCGACAGCAGCACCACCAGCAGCAGCAGCACCGUCAGCAGCAGCAGCACCACCAGCAGCAACCCGAGGGUUUCGCCACGCCCUCGCGGCCGACCGGCGGCAGUCAGGGCGCCGGGUCAGCCCCGCCCCCAACCGGCUCGCCGCGCAUCGAUGGGAAGGAGUUCUUCCGGGCCGCAAGGUCCCGGCUGUCCUAUGAGACCUUCUCCAGCUUCCUGGGGGCCAUCAAGGAGCUCAACGCCGGCAAGGCGUCCAGAGACAGCACGCUGGCGCGCGCGCGGGAGCUGUUUGGCGGCGACAACGGCGACCUUUACGCGCUGUUUGAGGGCCUGCUGUCGCGCCACCUGGCGGCGUGA